Molecule: messenger RNA, 2391 nt
Organism: Histoplasma capsulatum G186AR
Lineage: Eukaryota; Fungi; Ascomycota; Eurotiomycetes; Onygenales; Ajellomycetaceae
Exons: 4
Coding region: 1-2391 (796 amino acids)
Biological process (GO): microtubule cytoskeleton organization; mitotic spindle midzone assembly
Cellular component (GO): mitotic spindle midzone; spindle; cytoplasm
Molecular function (GO): microtubule binding
Source: RefSeq, a predicted model, not a curated record
AUGGCCAUUGAUACUGGCUACUUGACCACGCAGGUCACAUCUAUCAUCAGUCAACUGCAUGGACUGUUUGACGAGAUAGGCGUCCCUAGUCAUGAGCGCGAGUCGCGGGAGCAAGAGCUUUUCGCAUCCCUAUCAGACACCCUCCAGAGCCACCUCCGGCGCGUUAAUUGUGAGAAAAAUGACAUGCUCGAUGAAGCGCAACAGACAAUUCAAUUGAUUAAACAGAUGGAAGCGUCUCUAGAUGACUCCACCAAACAUACCCAUAAAAUAGAUGACGGAGAUCUCCGUAUUACUUUCCCACUCAAUCGCUGCUUGCAAGUAUUGAAAGAGAAGUAUUCCAUCAUCAGUAAAUUACAUCGUGAAAGAUUUGAGCAAAUAAAAAAGCUCGUCCAAGCCCUCGAGUCUUAUUCCUCUCACCUUGAGCCAUCAUUUGUGAAGGUCCCAUUACCUCCAACCACCGACGGGUCUGCCAUCCCACCCACCUUUGACCUCUCGCCAUCAUACGCAUCAGCCCUGGACAAAGAAUUCACUCGGGUUUAUGAAGAAUAUACACGUCGUGUCCAAGUAGUGCAGAAUAUUUCGGAAGAAAUAGUAAAACUCUGGGCGGAGCUAGGUACUCCGCAAGCACAGACUGACUCCCCAAUUGUUAAGCAUUAUCGCGAAUCGCCUGAGCAGUUAGGAUUGCACGAAUCAGAUCUUUCCUCACUUCGUGAAAAGCGAGAUAAAUUAAUCGACGAAAAGCGCGGACGCGAACGAAAAAUCAACGAAUUGCGAACUGCGGUUGAAUCAUUAUGGGAUCGCUUAGGGGUUGAGGAAUCUGACAGAAAAGGCUUCCUAGCCGGAAAUCGCGGAUGUGGUCUCAGGGUGAUCAAUGAGUUUGAGGACGAGCUGAGCCGCUUGAAUGAGUUGAAGCGACAAAACCUUCACUUGUUCGUUGAAGAUGCUCGUUGCCGACUUCAGGAACUUUGGGAUAGCUUAUUCUAUUCCGAGGAGGAGAUGCUUGACUUUACUCCCGCGUUUUCAGAUGUCUACAGUGAUGCUCUGCUUUCAGCGCACGAGGCAGAAAUUGAACGUCUUGAAGUACUAAGAGAGCAACGUGCCCCUACACUUGAACUGAUCGAAAAGCAUCGAACUCUUGUUCAAGAACGUGAUAGCCUGGCGGCUUCUAGCCUGGAUGCCUCUCGUCUUAUGGCUCGCGGAAAUAAGGGUGAACGCCGGGAUCCCACCAGGCUUCUAAGGGAAGAGAAAAUGAGAAAGAGGAUUGCGAAAGAGCUACCGAAAGUCGAGGCAGAGCUGCGCAGAGUCCUCGAACAGUGGGAGGAUGAGUACGGGAGACCAUUCCUCGUUCACGGUGAGCGAUAUCUGGAUGAAAUAGCCCCUCCCGCGGCAGCAAAAAUUCCGCCAAGAUCAAAAACGCCAAGUGGACCACCCCAACAGAGGGGUGCAAAUCUAGGGAGACCGCCAUCUUCGAUGCGCGGUGGUGGAUCGGUCAGAGGAUCACAGCCUCCUUCGCAUGCAAAGACUCCCACGAGGAGUGGUACCUUGAAACGUAAUGCACCAAAUCCAACUACCGGAAAUGGCAAUAAAUCGCCUACGAAAAUUCCAUCCCGUGCGCCUCUUGCGAAUAUGCCUCAUGGGAGUAACUCUCCCGAUCGCCGUCCACCUCAGUCUUUCUCCUCCAGCAUUCGUGGCAAGAUGCCACCUCCCCGUGCGCCACCUCCUAAGAUGCGAGAUCUCAAUGCCGCUGCGCGGCAGGACAUGUCUCAGAACUCAUUCUAUGCAGACGUAGAUCAUGGCAACAGCGUUCUGUCGUUAUCAAACUCCUAUGUGAGAUCAAUUACGCCGGAGGAUGUUUACGAUGAUCGAAACCAGCACUCCUACUUGAGUGCUUCGAUGUCCCAGUACAGGCCCGGUUCAUCUCAUUCAAUGGUGCAAUCUUUCAACCCGGCUGCUAGUGUCCAAAACCCAAAUUAUUACAGCCAUCAAAGACAGCAAUCACAACCGCAACUGCAACAUCAACCGAAACUUUACAUGCAACAACAGCAUCAACAUGAGCCAAUGGGUCCCCCUCCACGACCAGCUAGUCGACAAAUAUCAAAUACCUCCACUAUACAAACUGCCACAUCAGGAUCUGAAAAUUGGGAAACAUAUGAUAGUGAAUCUGAACCUGAAAUCGACGCCACGGACGUUUAUUACGCCAAACUGAGAGCCGCCCAAGGCAAGCGGCUUGGAGGAGAUUUGCAUAUUGGAGCCAUGGACACUCUGGCUGGCAAAAAGGCUAAGGGGAUCCGUGGAGUUGGCAUGGAUGAGCAAUAUCUUGAGGAGAACGGUCAGGUUAUGGGAGUCGCUGGCAGCGAUGCUGGCUGGACUGACGAUAUGGAGACUUACUAA